Messenger RNA from Peronospora matthiolae, 2859 nucleotides. The record is from the annotation of a GenBank genome assembly. Lineage: Eukaryota; Oomycota; Peronosporomycetes; Peronosporales; Peronosporaceae.
AUGCUCGAUUCCGUCCUCGCGAGGCGUCCGCUUAUCUCACCGCACUCGACUCUGCUCUUGCUUGCGCUCACACUCUUCGUUGCCACAUCCUUGCCGGCUGUAACAGCUUUUCCAGUGCUACGGGACGAAAUCGGUGACAACGAUGAGGUGACACGUCGACUCAGUGGAGGCGGUGGCAAGGACAAGAACAAGACCGUGCCCUUUAACUCGUGGGGCAACACGAUCGAUACGCUGAAGUACGUCCUGGCCUUCGUUAUCGUACUCGUGGCGGCCCACCCUCUUGGACUGUACUUUCCCAGGCUGUUCAAGCUACCGCUCAUUACGGGCUACCUCUUCAUCGGGAUCAUUGCGGGUCCUUUCAUCGCUAACCUGAUCACACAAGAGAUGGUGUCGUUGCUCGCGAGCUACGUGAGUGCUCUCGCACUGUCAUUCAUCUCAUUCCAGGCCGGUCAGGAAAUCUACUGGCCGGAACUGAAACCCCAAGUCAAGUCGAUCAUGGCUCUGCUCGGUGUCUUGUACGUGACUGCCAUGAUCAUCCUCACAUCGGCCACUAUGCUUACCGAGAGUUUCUUCUUCUACGAUGACAUGGGCAUGCUGUGUCAAUUGGGCAUUGCGCUGAUGUUCGGGUCCAUCUCGGUCCUGGGAUCACCAGCAACGGUCAUGGCCAUCAAGAUUGAGCUCAACAGUGCCGGUCCCUUUACGAGUCUGAUGCUCGGGGCGACCAUGACAGCUGAGUUUAUCGUGCUCAUCUCGUUCUCCAUUGCCCGCAUUAUCUGCUCCACCUACUGUGCGAAGCUCGACGUGUCAUUUCUGAACCUCAUGUUUAUCAUGGGUAUCGUGGGGUCCAACAUCUUGGUCGGAGUUCUUCUGGGCGGCGUGAUUAUCCUGAUCUUCAAGAUUCCUGGAGGCGAGGCGCAUCACGAUGGCCAUGGUGAGCAUCAGGAAGGCCAAGUAACAGCAGGACCUAGUGACGCGUCGUAUCUCGACCAGAGAACGGAUGCCAAAGGAGCUCAUUUGAACCCGAACAUGGAGCCGGGACCGAGCGAUAGGGCCGGCGAUUGUACGAUGGAGGAACUUCGCCACACACCUUCGCCUGCCUUUUUGUCUCCGCAGGCUUCGCUGGGGUUGAAGGGUUUCAUUUGGCUGACCAUGGGGUACAUGUUCUACGUCUCAACCUCCGUCCUCGCAGAAGCCACUGCAGCAGCAUUUGGGCUAUCAUGGGAAAUCAAGUUCGAAGCGCUCCUUGUGCUCAUGAUUGCGUCGUGUGUCGCUGGACACUACGAGCCUAUCCGUCACGACAUGCACGUGAUCCUCGACACGACCGCACCAUACAUGUUCUUGCCGUUCUUUGUCAUGACCGGAGCAGCACUGAAGCUGGAUCAAGUGCUGGCAGCCGUUCCACUCAUGACUGUGUAUGUCGUGCUGCGCUAUAUCGCAAUCUUCAUCGCUUGCUACUUCGGUGGCCGCUAUAUCCUCAAGCUCACGCCGAUGCAGUACAACAACUUGUGGCUAACGAUGACCCCACAGGCUGGCGUAGCGUUGGGGUUAGCCAACGAGGUGAAAGCCAUGAGUGAUGAAUCGUGGGCAAUGGAGUUCGCGGCAACGAUUGUGGCUGCUGUCGUGGUGAACCAGAUCAUCGGUCCGCCACUGUGUGCAAUGGGCUUGAGUCGUGCAGGCGAAACGCUGAAAGACCGCAUGCUGACUCAGGCUGAUGCGCCCAAAGAGGAUAUGGACCAUAUGGAGAAGAGUUUCCACGGUGGUCGCUCCAGCAUCGUUCAUGUUAAUGCUGGCUUCGGUAACAGCGUGGUGCAGGGUGGUGGCUUCGGCAACAGCAUUCACGGCGGCGGGUUUGCAAGAGGCAGUUUGUACGAUAUGGGUCGGAUCACGAUGUCGGGUACGACCAGGUGCAAUGGAGACCCUCGAUCGCUUCUGCCCUUUACCAAAGUGCAAAAUGCGGUUGUCAUUGGCGAUGACGAAGUGGCUUUUGAGAUUGCUCUCGAACUCUCGCUCUACGGUGCGCGGGUCAACGUGCCUCUCUUGGACCAAGAACGCACUACGAAGUGGCAAAAGAUGAAUGAGGCAAUUCUGCACCGCGCUGCAAAAGGAGACCUCAUCUCAUACAAGAACACACUCAAGGACCGGGAGAAUGCGCAAGCCAUGUCAGCGGCAGAUGUGAUCAUCUUCACGGGUGACUCUAACCGCACGCGCGAGAACGUGCAGAUGUUGAAGUCGUUGCUGGGCGCAGCACACCCGCGCAUGAUUGCAUUCGUGCCGGACUGCAAGUUCAGCAAGGAGAUGAAGGCGCAGGGAGUUUUGGUGAUCCAGCCGUCUAUUGCAUUGGCAAACAUUGCGACACGAAUGGCACUACUCGACGCAAAGUUGGCGGAGGCGCUGUCGAACGAGAUCAGUACAACAAGCGAUUUCAGUACGGCCUCGUACUUCUUAGGUGGCCACGGCGGAGAUUUGGCAGAUUUGCGUCUGGAAGGCCGUCGCAUGGCGCUUGGCCGAAAUGUGGUGAACCACCACUCGGUGGACUACGAUCGUCUUGCUGAGGCUCUUACAAGCGAGAACUUACCGAUGCCGCCCCCACCAUCGCGUGUAGCAAUGUUUGGUACUUCGUCAGCUUCCGGCUUCGACCCGUUCCAGCGCGACACGAGAUCUGGUUUUUUCGUAAUGCACGAGGACCACGAUGAAGCCGACGAGAUUGUCUUGGAUACACACACUGGAUCUUACACGACACGUGGCAAUUCGAGGCUAAGUGUCCAGCGACCUUCAGCUCAACUCGGAGCAAGUCGUGUGCGAGGGGGCAAUGUUGCUCGUGGCAAACGCACUCCUGGCUCUAAUAAGCCCCGGUAUUGA